Messenger RNA from Vespula pensylvanica (western yellowjacket), 1928 nucleotides. RefSeq lists its product as uncharacterized. The record is from RefSeq and is a predicted model, not a curated record. Lineage: Eukaryota; Metazoa; Arthropoda; Insecta; Hymenoptera; Vespidae. The transcript is spliced from 6 exons. Bases 140 to 1378 code for a protein of 412 amino acids.
CACCGCAGGCACUCUAUAAAAUAUUGCGUGUACCGUCUAAUGGCUCAUUCGUCCGUUGCAUGUUCCACAGGAAUACUCGAGUUCUCAUCGAAUUUUAAAGACAGUCAGUAAUUGUAAAUGUGAUUGUACGUUCGCAGGAAUGUGUGAUGAAAUGGCUGGAGAGACACCAUCAUGGAUGAACCUCGAGUUUGUGGAGAAAAUCAUGCGGAAGUCAAAGAACGACGAUUCGAUCCAUGUGCUAAAUGUAUUUAUAAAACCGGCUACGGCUAAAGGUGACAAUUAUACCAGCGAUAUGUACAGAGUUUCAGUUGAAAUUUCAUCCAAACGUGGCAAUCAAGAAGUUACAAAAAAGAAAUCUCUCAUUAUUAAAGUCGCACCUACAGGGGAAAAUAUAAAGAGAGAAUUGAUUGAAAAAUCGAAGAUCUUCGAUACGGAAAUAUUGAUGAUGAUGGACACGUUGAAGAAGAUGAGUAACUUACUUGAACCAGCCCAUCGUAUCAAUGCACGAAUUUUCUAUGUUCAGAAAGAAUAUCCAGUGUUUCUAGUGAUAGAAGACCUUGCUACUCUUGGAUUUCGCAUGGCUGAUCGUCAAGCUGGUCUUGAUCUACCUCAUUGUUUGUUGGCGAUGCGAGGAUUAGCUAGAUUUCAUGCGAGUAGCGUUGCCAUAUGCGAGAAGGAGCCGAAUCAAAAAAAGAUUUAUAUCAGAGGAAUAUUCUCCAGCGAACAUCCUCCUGAAUUGACGAGUUUCUUUACUCUUGGAACAAAAUCUUUAGGCAGGGAAAUACGAAAAUGGCCGGAUCUUGAAAAAUACGCCGAGAAAAUCGAUAAAUUAGCGGAAAAGAUUUACGAUAAGGCUGCGGAGAUAUCGAAGUGCCGGCCGGACGAAUUCAACGUUAUAAAUCAUGGCGACUUCUGGGUGAACAAUAUGAUGUUUCGUUACAACGAGGAGGGAAAACCGAUCGAUCAUAUCUUUGUGGAUUUUCAAAUGUGUAUCUAUGGAUCACCGGCGAACGAUUUGCAAUACUUCCUUAGCACCAGUGUGGACAAUGAUGUAUACGAAAACAACAAGGACAUGCUUCUAGAGGAAUAUCUUUGUACAUUGUCUAGCAUGAUGAAACAGUUCGAUUGCAAGACCGUCCCACCGAACAUGGAGAACCUUCAGAAGGCUCUAAAGGAACGUGAGUUCCUUGCUAUGACAAGUUCUUUUACAAUUCUCCCAUUGGUCCUCUUAGACAAGAACGAGGCAAAGGAUCUCGAAGAGAUCAUGGGCAAGGAGGGCAACGAAUACAAUAGUUCCGCUUGCGAGAACGAGAUUUAUCGCAAAGUGAUAAGCAAGAGGAUUCCUAUUUACGAUCAGCUGGGAUUGAUGGACAUUUAACAAAUUUCUGUCAAUCUAUUUUAGGCGAUAGCUAUCCGGUGCUUUUGAACAUGAAUGAUUCUGAUAGAGAUUUCUGACAAUGAUUCGUGUAUCGGUGUGUCGAUCAAAUCAUUAAUAAGAGAUCGAUAGAUCGUUAAAGUUACAAACAAAUGUUGAAUAAACUUGAGAGAGCACAAGGAAGUCGAGAUAUUGACAGAAUAAAUGAACGAUAGCAAAUCGAAGAAUUUCAUGUACGAUAAUAAAUUUAAUAGGAAUUGUUGAUCUAGAAAUUGCACAUGUUUUAGUUUUUGUAAUAUGUAGAGUAAUGAGUUACACGAUAGAAAAAUGUUUCAUAUAUUGUAAAUGAAGAGCGAAAAGAACGAAGUAUUUUUACAAAAAAAAAAAAAAAGGAAAAGAAAUAACCGUUGUUUAGAUGCUUUUGCGUGCGUAGUAUUGUAAAAAAUAAUACCAAACGACAUAGCGAAUUUUAAAGAGGCUAAUUGGAAUGAAAAAUUGUACGAAGCAUGAUAUUGGUGAAUAAAAAAACCAACGAAUAAAAGUAAAAAAAAAA